AUGGAUGAUAAUAGGCAAGAUUCUGCUGAGGAUUUUUCUAAGUCCAAAAGCAGUGUCAUUCGACGUUCUUUAUCAAACUUAACUUUUGACAAGUCUUUAUCGAAAUCAGAUAAUAAUAAAAGCAAUUCAUUAGAAUCCUCUAGCGUUAAAUCAGUAUCAUUAUCUAAACAAAAAUCAGCUACAUUUUCCACAAAGAAAUUAAAAUUAAGACCUAAAUCUGCUCUUCCACCACAAAAAUCUCCCUCAAAUCUCCUUCAAAAUGCUUCAUUAAUUUCUAGUACAGCUGGCGAUUUAAUACACCGUUCAAAACCACCUCUUGGUCGCCCACCUUCUACACCAACGUUGCAUUCGGUAUCAUUUAAGUCAUCCUCAAAUAAUGAUAUAGAUGAAGAAGUCUUAAAUAAUCCAUCACAACUCCCACCGCUAUUACCAUCAAUUACCCUCUCGCAAAAGUAUUCUUCGGCAUCAUCAUCUACCACUUCAUCACCAUCAACCACUUCAUCACCAUCUAUAUCAAGCAUAAAUACAACAUCUAGUAUUACAUCACCGUCAACAACCUCUUUAUCAUCUAAUGAGACCACGGAAGAAGAUAAUUCUUUAGAUAUUACAACUUUCUUAGCAGCACCGCGUUUGACUCAGCGUGUUAGAUUAAAAACUGGAAGAGUUGUUAGUUUUUCUGAAGUAGGCGAUAGAAAUGGGUUCCCGGUUUUAGUUUUUUUAGGAAUGGGCUGUGUGAGAUAUUUUAUAGCUUUUUUUGAUGACCUUGCCUCAAGUUAUGGGUUAAGAUUGAUAUGUCCUGAUCGACCAGGUGUUGGACUUUCAGAUGAUGUCAAGGUAGAUGAACAACAAGUAUUGAAAUGGCCAGAUGUGAUUGAGGAGCUUUGUGAAAUACUUAGUAUAGAUAAAUUCUUUAUUAUGGCACAUAGCGCUGGUGCACCAUAUGCACUUGCUUGUGCUAUGAAGAUACCUGAAAGAUUACAAGGAACUAUAUAUCUUGUAUGUCCAUGGGUGAGCACAACGAUCGCCAAUAAUUUUAAAUGGCUACGUUUCGUUCCUACACCCAUUAUGAAGCUCACUAACACUGCAGGAAUUUCUUUACAACAAAUGCUUCACGGAAGACAACCAUAUUCCACUAAGCCAUUACAUCAACGAAAUUCUGGAGCUUUGGCUUCUCCAAUGUCAAGCCUUGAGAAAAAACAACAAUUAGGACUUGCAAUACUUAAAGCUUCUUUUGCUGAAAAUCUGUCUGGUGCAAAUAAUGAUUUGCUAAUGUGUUUCGAGCGACGUCAUUCAUUUGGAUUUUCAUACACAGAUAUUAAUCAUCCCGUACACGUUUUCCACGGUACAAAAGAUGAAAGGAUUCCAGUUUCGGCAGUAAAAUGGAUGGAAGAUAAUAUGCCUGACUGUAAGUUGUCAUUGAUAGAAGGUGGCAAACAUUCUUUACUUUUACGUGCUGAGAUCGUGGAUACAAUAUUCAAAAGUAUCGCUGUGCAGUUACAUGUUAAGGAUGAAUGUCGAGUUUGCAAAAUUUCAGCUAAAUGUUGGCUAAUGGAAGAAGCAGAAAAUGCCAGAAAAUUGAAAGCGGAACAAGAAAGGAAAUCAAGGCAAGAAGAAGAGGAAAGAUUACGGAAACUUCCUAUCGAAAAUAUUGCUUGUACUUAA
Funneliformis geosporum is the source of this 1662-nucleotide messenger RNA. NCBI's taxonomy places the organism in Eukaryota, Fungi, Glomeromycota, Glomeromycetes, Glomerales, Glomeraceae. The record is from the annotation of a GenBank genome assembly.